This is a messenger RNA of Daucus carota subsp. sativus, 1451 nucleotides long. RefSeq names its product alcohol dehydrogenase 1. Lineage: Eukaryota; Viridiplantae; Streptophyta; Magnoliopsida; Apiales; Apiaceae. Gene Ontology annotation, cellular component: cytosol. The transcript has 10 exons. Bases 149 to 1288 code for a protein of 379 amino acids. The record is from RefSeq and is a predicted model, not a curated record. Gene Ontology annotation, molecular function: zinc ion binding; S-(hydroxymethyl)glutathione dehydrogenase [NAD(P)+] activity. Gene Ontology annotation, biological process: formaldehyde catabolic process.
ACCUUAAAAAAUCUGAUUCUUUUCUCGAGUAUAAAUAUAUACCAUUACCACAAAUGUCUAGUAUCAUCUCACAUUAUCAUAUCAUACAGUCUCGUUACACACAAAUUUGAAUCAUCUUUAAUUUUCAUCCUUCAGAACACUAAGAAACAUGUCAAGCACUACAGCUGGUCAGGUCAUUCGCUGCAAAGCUGCUGUAGCAUGGGAAGCAGGAAAGCCACUUGUGAUGGAGGAGGUUGAGGUGGCUCCUCCUCAGAAAGAUGAAGUUCGUAUCAAGAUCCUCUUCACUUCUCUCUGCCACACUGAUAUCUACUUCUGGGAAGCUAAGGGACAGACCCCUGUUUUUCCUCGAAUUCUUGGUCAUGAAGCAGGAGGGAUUGUGGAGAGUGUUGGAGAGGGAGUGACAGAUCUGGCACCAGGUGAUCAUGUCCUCCCUGUCUUCACCGGAGAAUGCAAGGAAUGUGCACAUUGCAAGUCAGAGGAAAGCAAUAUGUGUGAUCUCCUCAGGAUCAACACUGACAGAGGAGUUAUGCUCAAUGAUGGAAAGUCGCGAUUUUCAAUCAAUGGCCAGCCCAUCCUACAUUUUGUUGGAACAUCGACUUUUAGUGAAUACACUGUCGUACAUGUUGGAUGUGUUGCCAAGAUCAACCCCCUUGCUCCUCUCGACAAAGUUUGUGUCCUUAGCUGUGGAAUUUCUACUGGAUUGGGUUCGACUCUGAAUGUUGCGAAACCUAAGAAGGGUUCGACAGUGGCUGUCUUUGGACUGGGAGCUGUAGGCCUUGCAGCUGCAGAAGGAGCUAGAAUUGCUGGGGCUUCUAGAAUUAUUGGUGUCGAUCUGAAUCCAAACAGAUUUGAGUCUGCAAAGAAGUUUGGUGUGACAGAGUUUGUGAACCCAAAAGACCACAACAAACCAGUUCAAGAGGUCAUAGUUGAAAUGACCAAUGGAGGAGUGGACCGCAGUAUCGAGUGUACGGGUCAUGUAGAUGCCAUGAUCUCAGCAUUCGAAUGUGUACAUGAUGGCUGGGGUGUUGCUGUUCUUGUGGGAGUUCCACACAAGGAUGCUGUCUUUAAGACCAGUCCUAUGAAUUUGUUAAGUGAAAGGACUCUCAAGGGCAGUUUCUUUGGGAAUUACAAACCUCGUUCGGACCUUCCAUCUGUUGUCGAAAAAUACAUGAACAAGGAACUUGAAUUGGAGAAGUUCAUCACUCAUGAAGUCCCAUUCGCUGAAAUCAACAAGGCCUUCGAUUUGAUGCUGAAAGGCGAAGGACUCCGCUGCAUCAUCCGUAUGUAAAGAUUCAAUGGUUGCAAGUUAGGAAUCAUUUGGGUCCGGAAACAGUUUCAUCUUUCAAAUAAAAGAAUAAUUUUCUUGUGUAGAACUUGUUUCUACAAGUUGGUUCUUGAAUAUUUGUGUUAUUAUUCUUAAUUUCCAAAGUUGUCGGGUGAAUUCAUGCACA